Knipowitschia caucasica is the source of this 1380-nucleotide messenger RNA. Lineage: Eukaryota; Metazoa; Chordata; Actinopteri; Gobiiformes; Gobiidae. The record is from the annotation of a GenBank genome assembly.
AUGCCCGUUCUCACGAACCCAGACAUAGCCAACAAAUAUGAUGGCAAAUGGAUCGCUCAUACAUGCGAGCUGGAGUCUGCGCCCCAAGACGACAGCCUCACUAGUCUUCACUGGCUCCAGAAUUUUUCCAUCCUGAGCGCUGAUCCAGAGAGGACUAAUACACAUGGACCUUCAAUGCAACAGCACUAUCUGAAGCGUUUUGGUUUCCCUAAAGGCGGCUCUGACUCACCCUCCAGCCCCCCAGCAGGAGACACAGCGGCAGCAGGGACGCAUCUGUACCCUGGCAGUCCCGUGACGUCCGGCUCACACUCAUCCAUGACGCAUCGGUUCACCAGUUGUGCACGGAACGGCUUUUCUCCACAAGAAACCCAGGAGGAAGUGGACUACAAGACCAACCACAAAGUCAAGCCUCCGUACUCAUACGCAUCUCUGAUAUGUAUGGCUAUGCAGGCUAGCAAGCAGCCGAAAGUCACCCUGUCCACCAUCUACACCUGGAUCACCGAAAACUUCUGCUACUACCGCCACGCAGAGCCCAGCUGGCAGCUGAUGUUCAGAGCUGCAGAGAACUCCAUUCGCCAUAACUUGUCCCUCAACAAGUGCUUCAAGAAAGUCCCCAGGCAGAAGGACGAACCUGGAAAAGGAGGCUUUUGGCAAAUCGACCCGCAGUAUGCUGAUAUGUUUGUCAACGGCAUCUUCAAGCGUAGAAGAAUGUCAACCAACCACUACAGCAGUAGUACAAACAGGCAAAACAAACUGGGUUACCCUCAGCAUGGUUGUUCAUAUCAGACCAACAAAAGAAAGCAACUCCCGAACAACAACAAGUCAACUGGAGUGGGUGAGUCUCCCCUGUUGACGACACAGACUCUCCGUGGGGACUUUGACCUGACUUCUGUGUUUGAUGACGUCUUAAGCGGAAACUGUAGCACCUUUGAGGAUUUGGACAUCAACACGGCACUCAGUUCCCUGGGGUGUGACUUGGAGGUUUCCGUUCAGAGCAGGCAAAGCUUGGGGAGAUGGGACCAAAUGAUGGGACAGAGCCAACAUUUAAAUCAGCAUCAAUCCUAUGCCAGUUAUGUAGGUCCCCCGGCAAUGGAGUGCAUUAUUGGGAAUAAUGGCAUGGUAGAUCUCAAUGUCCAACAUCACCGCCAGCAGCAGAUAGAGCAAGAUCAUCUGAUUCAAAACCAGCCUCCACAUUUGCAGCAGUAUGAUGAGACCUCAACGCUGUUUCUGGAGCGGCCAGACGGGACAAUGCUUCAGCCAUGGGAAGAAAUCAAGCAGGAGGAGCACCCUAUUCCCCUGACUCUAGACCAGAGCUUCAGUCUGUGCGAAAGAUUUUUCAAUGAGAUGCAGCCUUGGCAAAAUGUAGAAGCUUACCUGUAA